GACUGUUCAGCCGGGAGCUGGAGCUCUCAAAUCCAACUCAAGAAGACAGAGCAGGACACUGCACACUUCUGCAGAACCCACUACUCAAAGCAACAUUAGAUCAACAGCAAUGAAGACAACACUGGCAACUCUGACUCUGUGCCUGGUGGUGCUCAUGGCCACAGGUUUCCCUCUGGAGAGGAAAGGGGGCUCACCCUCUGGCCAUGCAGCCAAGGAGAAGCGUGUACAGUACGCAGCGUGGGACGACGUGAAUGUCAUCGCCCAUGGCCUCCUUCAGCUGGGACAGGGGCUGAAGGAGCACGUGGACAAGACCAAAGUCCAGAUGAGGGACAUCUCCAGCAAACUGAAGGUCUUCAACCGCACCGUGACUGAGCUGGGCAAGGAGAGCCAGAAGCUGCGUUUGGAGGGGGAGACCCUGAAAGCUCAAGCCCAGGGGCUGGAGGACAGAGAGGGGCAGCUGCUGAACAUCACAGCCGAGCUGAGGGAGAAGGCGGAGGAGAUGCAGCAGGAGAGGAGGACAAUGGGCGAGAGAAUGAGCCGGCUGGAGGAGAAGGUGGACAGCAUGCUGCAGGGAGACAUGAUGCUGUCUGAGACAAACCCUGGGGCCAAGAACAACAGUGAUGCUCACAACAUCCAGCUCAUGCUGGAGGGCCAAAACAGACGCAUUGAUGAUCUGAUGGAGAGGAUCCGACUCCAGCAGGAGAAGCUUGACAAGCAGAAUGUGCGAAUAAGGACGCUGCAAAGUCAGCUCCAGCAGUCAAGACAGAGACCACUUGUGCGCAGCAGUGACAGCUCGGUGGCAGAGCAACGCGACUCACCAGUCGAGAUGGCGUCAGACUGUCAUGAGCUCUUCCUAAGAGGGGAGACCAACAGCGGGGUCUACACCAUCCAGCCAAUCAAUGCAGAGCCCUUUAAAGUCUUCUGUGAGAUGACAGCUGAUGGUGGGUGGACAGUGAUCCAAAGGCGCCAAGAUGGCUCAGUGGACUUCGACCAGCUGUGGCAGGACUACGAGAAAGGCUUUGGCAGCCUGAAUGGAGAGUUCUGGCUGGGUCUGGAAAAGAUGCACCGCAUUGCUAAAGACGGAAGCUACAUCCUGAGCAUCAAGCUGUCCGACUGGAGUGGCGAUGUAGCAUCCGUGCGCCUCCCCUUCAAACUAGGCGGGGAAGACACAAAGUACUCACUUCAGAUCCCAGAGAUCCGCACUUUUAGCACACUGGAGACUUCUCUGGGGACUGACGCCACCUCCGGCCUGCCUUUUUCCACCCGCGACCAAGACAACGACCAGAAAAAUGACACCAACUGCGCUAAGCACCUCUCUGGCGGCUGGUGGUUCAGUAACUGUGGCCGCUCUAACCUGAAUGGCCGAUACUUCCAGAGCCCUCCACCCAAGCAGCGACAUCAGAGGAAGCAGAGCAUCUUCUGGAAGACCUGGAGGGGGCGCUAUUACCCUCUGAAGUCCAGCAUGAUGAUGAUUGCCCCCGCUGCCAUCGAAAACAAGUCUUAAACAAUAGAGAGAGACUGAAAGAAAACAAGGAGAGAGAGGGAGAAAGAAGUAGAUUUUGGACUAUUCUUUCUUUUCUUGGUUCUUAGUUGAUGAGGUAGAGGUUUUAAUUUCCCCUGUUUGACGCCAUGCGAGGAAGACCUCACACCAGAGCCAAAGCCCUCAAAAAGGAACUCACAUACUCUGUGUUCCAGGUUUUCGUUUCUCUGUUCCUUUGAGAGAUGAGCAGAUUCCUCCCCUGCAUGUACAGAUGGAAAAAGAGACAGUAGAAGCUUGUAAACACUUUCAAGUUGAUUCCUUCUGUUGCGUGAAGCAGGGGGCUCAUAGUCAGGAGAGCAUCACAGGGCGAGUCCCAGCAUGUCCAACAUGCUGUAAACCACAAUGUGUCAACACUCAUAACAGACAUUUGAUGUGUGGGCUGUUGUGGGUUUGUAGCAAAAAAAUAGAGCAAUCUGAGCUCAAAAAGCAGCUUAUGAAUAGCUCAUGAGAGGAUGCAUGUAGGAGAGAAAUAAAGGCAGAUUAAGCAGGCCUUUUAAACCCAAUGGUGCGGACCAAAUGGCGACUUAAUUAAAACAAAGAGUAAUUUUCCACAUGAACAUGUUGAGAUUAGUGUUCAAAGGCAUUAUGUAAAGUUACAAAUCACUGUAGAGUAGGAUUAUGAUGGAGAAACAGUGUUAAGACUGGUGUUAGAAAUUAGUUCACACAGCACUGAAGACCAUUUCAGCCUUUUGUACUCCACAAUUUCUGACAGCAACUUUGAAUUCAGUUCAGCUUUUUCUUCACUGACUUUCACUUCCUGUGGAGAAUUUGAUGAUUUUAAGUCACAUUGACUUUCUUAAAGGUGCGAGACAUGGUUUUGUACAUACUGUAUGAAGGACUCAUUUGUCUUUUCUAAAAUAUAACUGUUACUGUUUUGUCGUGGCAUUAUCUGUCAUCCCUGUGACUUGAGACUUUGUUCUUGUAGAUGUUCCCUUUUCUUAUUUAAAAGCUGUAAAGAAUCAAAGUAUACAUAUAUAUAAAUAUAUAUAUAUAUUUCUGGUGCUUCUUGUUUGUAAUUUAUAUUGUCUUUGUUGUGAUAUUGUAAAUCUGUUUUUUAAGAGAGAAUAACCUUUUUUUGGCCAUAAUGAGCCAAUAAAUGAUUCAAACUAA
This is a messenger RNA of Cheilinus undulatus (humphead wrasse), 2650 nucleotides long. It is a transcript of the gene angptl4, whose product is annotated as angiopoietin-like 4. NCBI's taxonomy places the organism in Eukaryota, Metazoa, Chordata, Actinopteri, Labriformes, Labridae. Gene Ontology annotation, molecular function: enzyme inhibitor activity. The record is from RefSeq and is a predicted model, not a curated record. The transcript has 7 exons. Bases 110 to 1504 code for a protein of 464 amino acids. Gene Ontology annotation, biological process: triglyceride homeostasis.